Striga hermonthica is the source of this 924-nucleotide messenger RNA. The record is from the annotation of a GenBank genome assembly. NCBI's taxonomy places the organism in Eukaryota, Viridiplantae, Streptophyta, Magnoliopsida, Lamiales, Orobanchaceae.
AUGCCGCCUCUGGACGCCAACGUGAUGGGUGCAAUUUCGAUCCGCUGCCGAUGGGUCAAACCUCCACGCAACCUCUGCAGCUCUCUCCAUAAUUUAGGGUUCUUUUCAACAGCUUCAUCAAAAUCAAGCCCUUACCGAUUAGGAAGGUUCCUCUUCUGUGAUGCUGAGGUAAUAUUUGGGCCUUUACACUUCGGCACUAAUGUUUCAGCUGUUGCUUAUAACAAUAACAUAAGGGCCGGUGCUAAUCUCUUGAUCCCAUUCAAGAUAUAUCGUAUCUCUGGUGCCAGUCUAAAGAAAGUUGAUGACAAAUAUAGGGUGGGACCAUAUGACUUUUCUUGGACCAUCAACAACAAUACACUCAUUCAGCCUUGUGAUGAUGUUGUCCCGACCCACCUCUAUUGCCAUAUAGACACUGAAAGAUUCGCAAACUUACACCGCUAUGCGGACUCGGAAAACUUACAGAAUAUUCUGGGAGUUGUUGUUCAUGCAUUUGAACAAAAACAAAGGGGCUUUGAUUCAAUCAUGAGAGACAUCGUGAUUGUGAACACUGAGAACAUGCCUAUGAUUUUAACCCUUUGGAAUGAGUUCGCUACCACUGAAGGUCAACAACUUGCAACUGGUAUCAACGCAGGAAACGUAAUCAUUGCAAUGCGUGUUCGGGUCACAACUUUCAAUGGAAUCUCACUCUCCACCAAAUCAACAAGUGCACUUCUCAUAAAUCCACCGACACCCGAGGCAAAUGAUCUAAAGCAGUGGUACAUACAAAAUAGGCUGGAUAUUGACAAUCUCAUUAUAGCCAGAGCAUUUACAGACCCUGCUGCAUUGCUUCCAAGGCCACCUGCUGAAAACAUCAUGAGUAUUGAAACUUACUUGAAUCCUGCUACCAAUGUAAGUGCACAAUAUUCGAAUGAGUAUAGAAAAUAG